GGUGAGGGUGAGUGUAAAAGUUGGUUACAAAAGCAACACAGUAGUCGUGCCCUGGGCGGUUCUACUGGUAAAAUUUCCAUAGCACACACACCCGAGGCGAACCUACGGCAAUGGAUUUCGGAUUGAUGGACGACCUGUGCCUGUCGAGGAUACUGGAGUUUCUGGAGCUGCCCGACCAGCUUUCCAUGCUGCAGAGCUACGGACGCUGUCGUCUCCUCCUGGGGGGCAUAUGGCGUCACCGGCUGAGCAGGAUUUCGCUGAAUCUGCUCGAGGUGCCACUGCACGGAGACGACUUCCGGUUCCUCCUGGCGAGCACCUUCCAGCGGCUGCACGAGCUGAGGAUCAGCUACCUGGGCCGGGAUCACUUCGAGGCGCUGGUCGGGCACAGGUUUCCCAAUCUGCGGCUGCUGCAAGUGGAUGUUCUGCCUCCGUUUUUCCUGUGUCCCCUGCAGAGUCUUCAGCUGAUGAAGGUUUUACCAAAGUCCUCUGACCAAGACGGAGUGCCCACAAUGGGGUACAUGCUGCACUGUCAGAUACUUGAUGCCUAGUUGGAAGCUAUCGGGUUCAAUUUUGAUCACUUCCAAAUACUUCGCGCCAUUGGAAAGGGCAGUUUCGGAAAGGUUUGCAUCGUUCAAAAGCGGGAUAGUGGCAUCCUGUACGCCAUGAAAUAUGUGAGUCGCUCCGCCUGCGAGUUGCGCGGAGCACUGGGCGGCGUCAUCAAGGAGGUGGAGCUGCUAUCCUCACUGGAGCAUCCGUUUCUAGUCAAUUUAUGGUUCUCGUUUCAGGAUGAGGAGGACUUGUUCAUGGUCUGCGACCUGUUGACUGGCGGCGACUUAAGAUAUCAUUUACAGAACAGGGUGGAAUUCUCCGAGCAGAGUGUGGCCUUAUUAGUGUGCGAGCUCGGCAGUGCACUGGAGUACUUGCAGACGCACCGAGUGGUCCACAGGGACAUCAAGCCCGACAAUAUUCUACUGGACGAUGCAGGACACGCUCAUUUGACUGAUUUUAAUAUUGCAACGAGGUUGCAAAAGGACGCCUUGGCCUGCAGCAUGUCAGGAACGAAGCCGUAUAUGGCACCCGAGGUGUUUCUGUGCGCCCUAGACGAAGUGGCCGGCUAUAGCUAUCCGGUGGACUGGUGGUCGCUUGGCGUCGUGGCCUAUGAGAUGCGGGGAAACAUUCGACCCUUUGUGGUGCACUCGAACACGCCGCUGGCGGAGAUCAAGAACGUUUUGAACACCCCCGUGCACUAUCCGCGCUACUGGAGCAGCAACUUCGUCGAUCUGCUGCAGAAGCUACUCUCCACGUACCCUGGGGCCAGGAUCAGCACAAAGCAGGAGCUGCAUCAGACCCCGAUGCUACGCAACAUCGACUUCCAAAAGGUGCUCGAGAAGAAGAUAAAGCCCAUCUACAAGCCCCCCGAAGACCACCUCAACUGUGAUCCCUGCCUGGAGCUGGAGGAGAUGAUUGUGGAAACACGGCCCCUGCACAAAAAGAAGAAGCGUCUGGCCAAACAGCGGUCGGCGCAGCGCGACAGCGAUCCCGAGACCGCUCUGGUCAAGGAGUUCAUCGUGUACAACCGCUACAAGGAGCUGAAGCGCAAGGCCAUGGAGCAGAAGGAGAACGACUGGCAGCGCGAGCUGGAACUGGCCAUGGCCAACUCCAUUGUUAAUAGUCUGGCGCCCAUCCAGGAGAAACCCGCCGCUUCCAUCGUGCACGCCGCUGACUGCGCGACCGCAUCCUCCGCCGUCGCCCAAUCAAAGAGUGACAGCAUCGAAUUCAUAGAUCGCACUCCCUCACCGCAGUUCAAGGACAUGGCAACGAACCCCAUUGAAAAAUAACGCCCUUACUACAAAACAAGACACCUUUGCAAAGCAGCAGGUUUCAGAGUGCACAGAUCCCAGGCCCACUUGCCCAACGAUGACUUGAAAACCAUCCAAACAGAGAAUCAGAUAACCAGAGAACCAGAAACUAUUUUUCGAACUCCGCUGAAUUUCACAUUUUGUAUAUGUAUAUAAACAAAAUAUAAGAUUUUAUAUCUUUAGGGUAUUUCAACAGAGUAAAUAGUUUAAGCUCCUUUG
Molecule: messenger RNA, 2078 nt
Organism: Drosophila gunungcola (fruit fly)
Lineage: Eukaryota; Metazoa; Arthropoda; Insecta; Diptera; Drosophilidae
Product: serine/threonine-protein kinase 32A
Exons: 8
Biological process (GO): protein phosphorylation; G protein-coupled receptor signaling pathway; regulation of signal transduction
Molecular function (GO): ATP binding; G protein-coupled receptor kinase activity; G protein-coupled receptor binding
Source: RefSeq, a predicted model, not a curated record